UGCACAACUCCUCUUUGCUCUGCACCAGAAAGGAGCAUCCUCUUCUCUCCGCCCUCCCUCUCAUUCCUAUCAUCUCUGUCUCUCUCUCGCGCUCCCUCUGUGUCAGUUGGUGUGUCCUCAGAAUGAGGUUAGCAGCACCGGCAGUCACUGCAGCAGGCGUGAGAGGCUUUCCUUCAUCUUUGUAGUGCCUACUGCGUCACUCACCUCUGCCCUCAAGAGUUGGAAGCCACCCGUCUUCACCGUCCACCUGCUUUGAUAGCGUCUCCUGAUUCCCGUCUCUCGCUCUCUCCCCUCUCUGUAGAGAUGUGGAGGACCAACAUGUAGAGGCAGCGGAGGCAACAGCUGAGCUGAGCGAUGGGAAGCCACUCAUGGAGAGGAUCUGGACCGCAGCCGUGGUGAGCCUGAGUUCUGAAGGACUUGAAGCCGUCACCGUCACCCAUCUCAGGACCUGACUACAGGGGCGCCCCGAAACUCACCUGGAUGCUCCCUAUUUCUGUUUCGUCACUUUUGCCUCUGCAUGCUGCUUGAUUUCAUCUCCUGCUGCUUCUCUCUGAAGACAUGUACCAGCCUGCGUCCAAACAUAGCGGCUACAUUUCUGGAUCCUUGUAGAGCCUCCAGAAGACAUUUCUAUUGAUUCCUUUUUUUUUCCGGAUUGACAGCAAGAUGAGAUCUUUUUUCCAUUGAUUAGCAAUAAGAAUCCAGUGCAAAAAAAAAAAAGACUCAUGAUGGGGGACUUGUCAAACAGCGAUUUUUAUUCCAAGAACCAAAGAAAUGACUCCCACCACGCAGCAGUCUUCGGCUGCUCGGUCAUGGAGCUGCGCUCAUUUAUGGAGCUGCGAGGCUCUGAGGCAGUGAUCAAGAUCCACGAGGACUACGGGGGAAUAGAGGGACUGUGCAAGCGACUGAAAACCUCACCCACAGAAGGUCUUUCGGGAGCGCAGUCUGACCUGGACAAGAGAAGAGAUGUAUUUGGGAAGAAUCUGAUACCUCCAAAGAAGCCAAAGUCCUUCCUGCACCUAGUAUGGGAGGCUCUGCAGGACGUCACCCUCAUCAUCCUCGAGGUCGCUGCACUGGUGUCGUUGGGUCUCUCCUUUUACCGACCUCCCGGAGACAGCACUGGCGCAUCAUGCGGUUCAGCUUCUGGCGGCGGCGGCGACGAGAGCGAGCACGAGGCGGGUUGGAUUGAGGGUGCCGCCAUCCUGUUGUCCGUGGUGUGCGUGGUGCUGGUGACGGCCUUCAACGACUGGUCGAAGGAGAAGCAGUUCCGUGGGCUCCAGAGCCGCAUCGAGCAGGAGCAGAAGUUCCAGGUGGUGCGAGGGAGCCAGGUCAUACAGCUGCCCGUGGCCGACAUCGUGGUCGGGGAUAUAGCGCAAAUUAAAUACGGUGAUCUGCUGCCGGCGGAUGGAGUGUUGAUCCAGGGAAACGACCUGAAGAUUGACGAGUCAUCGCUGACCGGAGAGUCAGAUCAUGUAAAGAAAGCUGCAGAUAGGGACCCCAUGUUGUUGUCCGGGACUCAUGUGAUGGAGGGGUCCGGACGCAUGUUGGUGACUGCUGUCGGUGUCAACUCUCAGACUGGCAUCAUCUUCACUCUUCUUGGAGCCAGCGUUGAGGAAGAGGAGAAAAAGGAAAAGAAAGUGAGAACAGAAGACGGGCGCCAGAAUGCAGACUACACGCAUCCCCCAAUCCACCCCAUCGCCACUAUAGCCACGGAUGGGGCUGCGAGCAUAAAUGCCCCUGGCAGUGCCAGCCUUAUUAAUGGUAAAAUGCAAGAUGGCAAUAUGGAGUGCAAUCCAAUGAAAGGGAAGAAGCAGGAUGGGGCUGCUGCCAUGGAGAUGCAGCCUCUUAAGAGUGCGGAAGGUGGCGACGAAGAAAAAGAACGGAAGAAAGUGAGCAUCCCCAAAAAGGAGAAGUCGGUGCUGCAGGGGAAACUGACCAAGCUGGCUGUCCAAAUUGGCAAACUAGGUUUGCUCAUGUCAGCCAUCACUGUCAUCAUCCUGGUCCUCUACUUCGCCAUCGACACGUUCGUCUUGCAAAAGCGCCCCUGGUUGCCCGAGUGCACCCCGAUCUACAUCCAGUAUUUCGUCAAGUUCUUCAUCAUCGGUGUGACUGUCUUGGUGGUGGCCGUGCCGGAGGGGCUGCCGCUGGCCGUCACCAUCUCCCUGGCCUACUCUGUCAAGAAAAUGAUGAAAGACAACAACCUCGUGCGUCAUCUGGAUGCGUGUGAAACUAUGGGCAACGCGACGGCCAUCUGCUCCGACAAGACGGGCACGCUCACCACCAACCGCAUGACAGCCGUGCAGUUUUACAUGUGCGACGUGCACUACAGAGAGAUUCCAGAUCCAGGCGUUCUGCCUCCGAAAGCGCUGGAUUUGCUUGUCAACGCCAUCUCCAUCAACAGUGCCUACACUUCAAAGAUUCUGCCCCCAGACAAGGAAGGCGGUCUGCCGAAGCAGGUGGGCAACAAGACCGAGUGUGGUCUCCUGGGAUUGGUCCUGGACCUGAAGCGGGAUUACCAGCCAAUACGGAAGCAGAUGCCCGAGGAGAAGCUCUACAAAGUCUACACCUUCAACUCUUCCAGGAAGUCCAUGAGCACAGUCAUCAAAUUACCAGACGGCACCUUCCGCAUGUACACCAAGGGAGCCUCUGAGAUCGUCCUCAAAAAGUGCAACUGUAUCCUCAACGAGCUCGGCGAGCCCAGGAAUUUCCGUCCCCGAGACAGGGAUGAGAUGGUGAAGAAGGUGAUCGAGCCCAUGGCAUGUGAUGGUCUCCGCACCAUCUGUGUGGCCUACCGGGACUUCUCCAGCUACCCUGAGCCUGAAUGGGACGAAGAAGGCCUCAUCCUCACAGACCUCACCGCCCUGUGUGUCGUGGGCAUCGAAGACCCCGUCAGGCCCGAGGUUCCUGGAGCCAUACAGAAGUGCCAGCGAGCCGGGAUCACAGUACGCAUGGUGACGGGCGACAACAUCAACACAGCCCGAGCCAUCGCCAUCAAGUGUGGCAUCAUCCACCCUGGAGAGGACUUCCUCUGCAUCGACGGCAAGGAGUUCAACAGGAGGAUCCGCAAUGAGAAAGGAGAGGUGGAACAGGAGCGCAUGGACAAGGUGUGGCCGAAGCUCAGAGUCUUGGCAAGGUCCUCCCCGACCGACAAGCACACGCUUGUUAAAGGCAUUAUUGACAGCACCAUGGUGGAGCAGAGGCAGGUGGUGGCUGUGACGGGGGAUGGAACCAACGACGGUCCUGCGCUGAAGAAAGCUGACGUUGGCUUCGCCAUGGGUAUCGCCGGCACAGAUGUGGCCAAAGAAGCGUCGGACAUCAUCCUGACUGACGACAACUUCAGCAGCAUUGUCAAGGCGGUCAUGUGGGGCCGCAACGUCUACGACAGCAUCUCCAAGUUUCUCCAGUUUCAGCUGACGGUCAACGUCGUUGCGGUCAUCGUGGCAUUCACUGGCGCCUGCAUCACACAGGACUCUCCGCUCAAGGCCGUCCAGAUGUUGUGGGUGAACCUCAUCAUGGACACGUUUGCGUCUUUGGCCCUGGCAACCGAACCCCCCACCGAGGCUUUGCUCAAGAGAAGACCGUACGGCCGCAACAAGCCACUCAUCUCCGGCACCAUGACCAAGAACAUUUUCGGCCACGCUGUCUACCAGCUCAUUAUCAUCUUCAUACUCUUGUUCGCUGGUGAGAAGCUCUUUGAUAUCGACAGCGGACGCAACGCUCCUCUCCACUCUCCUCCAUCCGAACACUACACUAUCAUUUUCAAUGCCUUCGUCAUGAUGCAGCUCUUCAACGAGAUAAACGCACGAAAGAUCCACGGCGAGAGGAACGUCUUUGAAGGCAUCUUCAAAAACCCCAUCUUCUACUCCAUUGUGUUCGGUACUUUCGGCGUCCAGAUUCUGAUUGUGCAGUUUGGAGGGAAACCUUUCAGCUGCCAACCUCUGGAUUUGGAAAAAUGGAUGUGGUGUGUCUUUCUGGGACUGGGAGAGCUUAUAUGGGGACAGAUUAUAUCCUCCAUACCCAACAAAAGGUUGCGCUUCUUGAAGCGGGCCGGUCAGUUAGGUAAGAAAGACGAGCUGCCCGAGGAGGACACCAACGAGGAGAAUGAGGAGAUUGACCACGCGGAGCGAGAGCUGAGGCGAGGACAGAUCCUCUGGUUCAGGGGACUCAACCGCAUUCAGACUCAGAUCGAAGUAGUCAACACCUUCAAGAGUGGCACCUCCUUUCAGGGGGUGGGAGCUCUGCGCCGUCAAUCGUCCGGCACCAGCCAGAACCAGGAUAUCCGAGUUGUGAACGCGUUCCGCAGCUCUCUGUACGAAGGCCUGGAAAAGCCCGACUCCAGAUCAUCCAUCCACAACUUCAUGACGCACCCCGAGUUCAGGAUAGACGACUCGACUCCGAACAUCCCCCUGAUCGACGACUUGGACCCCGAUUCGGCGCGCAGGAGGAGGAAGUACUCCAGCCAGCCCACGUCUCCGAACAAGAACAACAACGCCAUCGACAGCGGCAUCAACCUCACCAUCGACACCACCAAGUCCGCCGCCUCGUCCAGCCCGGCCAGUCCUCUGCACAGCCUGGAGACCAGCCUCUAACCCCGAGACCGCGGCUCAAUGUUUCCGUCGAAGACUUCGAAAGCACCAGUCGGCUGAAGAGCUUCUUCUUCUUAACCGAAGGCACAGCCGGCACCGCGGUCCUGUUGACUUCUCGGACGGUGCGAACUUGAGGAGAAAAGCAGGGGGGAGGUCUCACCACAAACUUUUCUCCCCCCUCUGGCUCCCUCUCCUGUCAAUACAGAUCAUUAUAGUUUCAAUCUAAUGAAUUAUUCUCGUCGCUCCUGCAUGAAUGUACAUUAGCCAGGUUUUAUUUCUAAGAGGUUUCUUGGUUGUGAUGGGCAGGGGCUGCUUUGGUUUUCUAACACGUGUGGCAUGAACUUUUGGAGGGAAAGACGGGGUGCAGAGUAAUAUAUUCCACUUAUAUAUUAAUAUAUUUAGAGAGAGAUUUAUCUUUGUUGGCAUGUUGCCUUGUUCCUGCUUUAAUGGCUCCUUUAUUUAUGUCAUAAAGAGAAUGUAAUUUGUUUACAGCCUCGUAGAGAUACCUCCUGGUUUCUAGAAGAUGGGAGGCAACGCUGAGCCUCCAGUGGGCGCAGCUGUUUCGGUGUUUUAUUGAAAAGAGUAAUAACGAUGUGUGCUGGACUUUGCCUGCUAUUAUGUCACAUAUUGUAGAUAUUUCUAGAGUAACAAACCAAAACAUAGUGGGUAGUCAGUGUCAUGAUCGUGGGGGUGGAGCGGAGCUUUUUUAAAGUCUUUAGUUCGGGGUACAGCGAUGAGCAGGACUUGAACAUGCGCGACCCUCAAUCCAGUCGCCGAUUUUGAUGACCUUCACAUUGAUUUAUUUUUUGGGGGGGGUUAUGGGGUGUUCCUUUCACACAGACACGGAAAAAAGAAGAAGAAGAAAAAAAAACCGGAAUGUUGCUUUGACUUUUCAAUACAAAACUUUUGUGCACUAUGAAUGAAAACUUCUGUGGUGUAGUUCUCGAUGUGCUUUUGCGUCUUUUAACCCAGCUUGUCUUCCUGCCGUCCCGAAAUAUCCAGUACUCUCGCUGCGUUCUGCUGUACGAUUAGUUGUAUUUACUGUGCUUUGACCAAUCAGACACAAGAGAGGAGCGUCGGCGCACUCAGAAGGAUUUCUACUCAUCGGCAAGCAUGAUAGGCUCAUUAUGCAACUUUAAAAAAGAAAAUACAAUACUGAUUUUUAUACUAAACUACUCCACGAUAUU
Molecule: messenger RNA, 5770 nt
Organism: Synchiropus splendidus (mandarinfish)
Lineage: Eukaryota; Metazoa; Chordata; Actinopteri; Syngnathiformes; Callionymidae
Gene: atp2b2
Product: ATPase plasma membrane Ca2+ transporting 2
Exons: 23
Coding region: 723-4586 (1287 amino acids)
Biological process (GO): regulation of cytosolic calcium ion concentration; calcium ion transmembrane transport
Cellular component (GO): intracellular membrane-bounded organelle; postsynaptic density membrane
Molecular function (GO): ATP hydrolysis activity; P-type calcium transporter activity; PDZ domain binding
Source: RefSeq, a predicted model, not a curated record